Mugil cephalus (flathead mullet) is the source of this 5277-nucleotide messenger RNA. RefSeq names its product glycerol-3-phosphate acyltransferase, mitochondrial (gene gpam). Gene Ontology annotation, biological process: phospholipid biosynthetic process. Gene Ontology annotation, cellular component: plasma membrane; mitochondrial membrane. The record is from RefSeq and is a predicted model, not a curated record. Gene Ontology annotation, molecular function: glycerol-3-phosphate O-acyltransferase activity. The transcript has 21 exons. NCBI's taxonomy places the organism in Eukaryota, Metazoa, Chordata, Actinopteri, Mugiliformes, Mugilidae. Bases 389 to 2878 code for a protein of 829 amino acids.
UGCCAUGCAGUGCACCGGCACACAAGCACACACAAACACGUUUUAUUUAGUUUACACGAGCAUAAAGCCUCCCUAACUUGAUAUUACGAGGAGGUUGUGAUGAUUUAAGCAAAGCAGAAAUAUGAUUUUGUGUGUGUGUGUGUGUAUGUAUAAGCCAGACGAGACACCAUGCUGGCUGCCUGGUUUUUGCUAUUGUUGUCUGCUAUCCGCACCGGCCAUCUGUCACAGGGACUUCUCUCCUCUUUGACCCGGUUAUCGCGGAGCUUGUGACACGGAUUAACCAGGUCCCUUACAGUCUGCAAGAACAAGGGAUGCUUUUGUCAUCUUAGCAGCUUUCCAGCUAGUGGUGCGUGGUCUGGAGGGAGGAGAAGAAAGGACGGCAGAGAACAUGGAGCUGUCCGACGGCUUGUUGCUGCAGGUCAACAAUGGAGAGCAGUGGUGCAACCGCUGGAAGCAUCCCAACGAUGACUCGGACCGCAGCACCAGCCCUUCAGUCCUGCGCUGUGUCACCAGCACGUGGAAGGAGGGUCUGCUGAACAGAAAGAGGCCCUUCGUGGGACGUUGCUGUCACUCCUGUACACCACAGAGCUGGGAAAGGCUGUUUAACCCCAGUAUUCCUUCUCUGGGACUGCGCAACGUCAUCUACAUCAAUGAGACCCACACUAGGCAGCGGGGCUGGUUGGCACGCAGGCUGAGUUAUGUGCUCUUUGUGACGGAGAGGGACGUCAACAAGGACAUGUUCACCAGGAAUGUAGUGGACAAUGUGCUCAACAACAGCAGGGUGGAGGCCUCCAUUGUGAAGGUGGCUACAGAUUUCGAGGCGGCAGCCAGCCGCCCCGGCCAAGAGCACAAAGCCGUCAGUAAAGUGAAGCAGAAAGCCAGGGCCUUCCUCCAGGAGAUGGUGGCCAACAUUUCCCCGGCCUUCAUCAGACUCACAGGGUGGGUGCUCCUGAGGCUAUUCAAUGGGUUCUUCUGGAGCAUUCAGAUCCACAAGGGACAGCUGGAAAUGGUCAAGAAAGCUGCGACAGAGCAAAAUGUGCCCAUGGUUUUUCUCCCCGUUCACAAGUCCCACAUCGACUACCUGCUCAUCACGUUGAUUCUGUUCUGUCACAAUAUCAAAGCUCCGCACAUCGCAGCUGGAAACAACCUCAGCAUCCCCAUCCUCAGCACCCUGAUCCGUAAACUUGGAGGAUUCUUCAUACGUCGGAAGAUGGAGGAGACGGGAGAUGGGAAGAAAGACGUUUUGUAUCGAUCACUUUUGCAUGCGUACACCGAGGAGUUGUUGCGGCAGCAGCAGUUUUUGGAGGUCUACUUGGAGGGCACUCGGUCCCGCAGCGGUAAGCCGUCCCCGCCGCGCGCCGGCAUGCUGUCCAUCGUGGUGGACACUCUGUGCACGGGGUCCAUCGGCGACGUGCUGGUGGUACCGGUUGGCAUCUCCUACGACCGCAUUAUUGAGGGCAACUAUAACAGUGAGCAGCUGGGUAAGCCCAAGAAAAACGAAAGUUUGUGGGGAAUCGCUUGUGGAGUGUUCAGGAUGUUGAGGAAGAACUACGGUUGUGUCCGUGUUGAUUUCAACCAGCCCUUCUCCCUGAAGGAGUACCUGGACUCCCAGAGAAGCCGCCAUAUUGCACCACCGGUGUCCCUCGAACAUGCCCUGAUGCCCACCAUUAUUUCUGCACAGCCUGAUGCCCAGCUGUUUGUAGGGCAGGAGGAGGAGCAGAUACCUGGAGAGCUGCCUGAUGACAUCUUUAGACGACAGCUUAUCAACAACCUGGCCAAGCAUGUUCUCUUCACGGCUAAUAAGUCGUCGGCGAUCAUGUCCACUCACAUUGUGGCCUGUCUGCUGCUGUACAGACACAGACGGGGUGUGGUGUUGUCCAAGCUGGUGGAGGACUUCUUCAACAUGAAGGAGGAGAUUCUGUCGCGGGACUUUGACCUGGGCUUUUCGGGGAACUCCGAGGACGUGGUGAUGCGCGCCCUCCACCUCCUGGGAAACUGCGUCAACGUGACCAGCAGCGCAAACCGCAACGGGGAGUUCACCAUCGCACCCAGCCAAACUGUCCCGGCGCUUUUCGAGCUCAACUUCUACAGCAACGGCCUUUUCCACGUCUUCAUCUCUGAUGCUAUCAUUGCCUGUAGCAUCCUGUCACUGCAGAGGGAGCUGGUGUCAGAGUCUGAUGCUGACCAGUCUGAGGAGACCGGUGGUCAUCAUACUCUCCCUCUCAGCCAGGAGAGACUCAUCCGUAAGGCCGCCAGUCUCUCCUACUUCCUAACCAACGAGGUGGCUGUGGCACCACCUUGUCAGACAAUUUACCAGGUUUUCCUGGAUGCAGUGACCCGACUCAUCCAGUACGGAGUCCUCUACGUGGCCGAGGAGGACCAGGAGGAACUGAGUCCCAGCCCCACAGAGGAACCUUGGCCCAAAAAGUUCUCUGAACCUAUUUCCUGGAGGAGUGACGAGGAAGAUGAGGACAGUGACUUUGGAGAGGAGCAGAGGGAUCGCUACCUAAAGGUGAGCCUUUCUGCAGAGCACCAGGAGUUCUUCAUCUUCCUCCAGCGGCUCCUGAGCCCAGUGCUGGAGGCCUACAGCGGGGCGGCCAUCUUUGUCCACAGCCUGAGUCAGCCCAUGGCCGAGUCUGAAUACACCCAGAAACUCUUCAGAUACCUGCUCACUCGCACGGAGAGAGGAGUGGCUGCUUAUGGUGAAAGUGCAACUCAUUACCUGGUGAAGAACACAGUGAGGACUUUCAAGGAGCUUGGGGUCCUAAAGGAGAGAAGGGAGAACAAGGUGACAACCCUGGAGCUGAGCACCACUUUUCUACCUCAGGCCAAUCGGAACAAACUCCUGCAGUACAUCCUAGGUUUCACCCUGCUGUAACUGAGACGCCAGGCUCCUUCCAAUAAAGGGCUUCUACUGGUUACUUCUAAACACUCCCAGGUGCUACUCUGUGGAAAGCUUUACCAGGAAGUGCCUUCACGUAAAAGCCGCUAGCAGAUCGCUGCUGGCCGGAAGAGACUUGAAGCCAGUCUUCCUUUUUUUGUUUUUCUUUUCUUUUCUCCCUGUGGUAGAACCGUGCAGCUGAUAAAAACUCGUGUCUAGUUCUCUGAAGAGGUACCUCUUUCUUUGUGAACUUUGCCAGCGACGCUAGAAGGUUUUAACACGAUCAGAUCUUUUAAACCUUAAGGAAAAAAUAUACUCGAGCAGGUUAGAAAAUCUCUUUUACAGCAAACCGAACAAAGCAGGCAGCCUUUCGUCUAUACAAGUGAACAAACUAAAUAUGCAUAGGAAAUAAUUGUAAUCAUAACCAACACUUUAUAUGUAUAUUUUUUGUUUGUUUUUUUUUUGUUUGUGUUUACUAGUAUUCUCUCCAUCGCACUCUGCUAUCAUACAGUAGAAAACAUUUGUACAUAGCCACAGCAGCAGCAGUGUGUAAUAGAGAAUCACCGAGAGAUACAGAGUCCCUGCAAAAUGUGUACAUAUCAACCUUUUCAUAAAUCAGACUGUGUCAGUCAGUCACUGCGAGUUAUUCUACCGGUUUAAGAUACGAAAACAGUUCGUCCUGCAAAUUCAAAUCGUACCUGCUGAAAGUCGAAAGCCUAAAAAUCAACUCCGGAGUUAAGUGCAUUCAACCCCGCUGAUCUUUAAGUGCAUUCACUUCCACUUUUCAUCCUGGCUUUUUUGAUGACUUUGGUUACACUUUUCAAUGAAUGUUACGCACAACUUAAAAAAAAAACAAAAGAAAGAAAAAGAUACCAGCCAUCUCAUCCACUUACACUCAUAUGCAACGACACUCUUUGCUCGUCAUGCCUUUUCAGGGAAAGCAGAUAUUUUGGUAUCGCCGCCAGUUUGUUUCCUGUGUUAUAAUCACUCUGUAUAAAAGCCUUUAUUGCUGCUGAGAGAGCAGUUUAGCUCCAAUAGUUGGGCAUUUGUACGAGUGCCGUGAGGCGUAGUGUGGUUAAAAAAUAAUAAAAAAAGAAAUGGUACAUAUCCACUGUAAUCCACAUGAACACGUUAAGGUUUUGUCAUCUUUAACUGCCAGCCACGUUUAGUUGUUCUUUCUUAUUGUUUUUCCUCAUAAUCAUAGUCUCAGUAUAAUUUUAAACUACCACUAAUAAGAUUUAAAACGAAAAAAGAUCUGCUCCUGAAUGUGGAGCAGGUUGUAAAUAACUCAUCAUUAAAAUUUAACCUGAUAGUGGAAAAAAAAAGAAAAGAAAAUAUUUCUGUUUUAUCGUAAAAUAACUUCACGACGCAAUGUUUACGACAGGUCAAAAUAUCCUCCUUGUUGGUGUGUGAAUUUGCAUGACUGAAAAAAAGUUAAAGGAGCACGUUUUAUCAAAAGGGUCAAAGGAAGUUUUGAGGACACUGGGCAAUAAAUAAAAAAAGAAAAGGGGGACGGGACGUCUGAUGGGAAAACAUGUAAAGGAUUAUUUAUACUGAAAGUUUUUGUGACGAUUCAUUUAGAUGCUUUUUUUUCCUUUAUUUGACAAUAUGAAUUCUGUCAGAGCUACGUUUAAACUGAGCCGUGCGUCUGACGCCCGCGGUACGUUGGAGAAUAGAAAAAGUAUGUUACCUAAAUGAUGGGGAAUGUGAUCAUGCUUGAAAUUUAAAGCAUUUCUGAGCCGACUAUCUGUACGAGCCGCCCCCUCCACCACCACCACCACCACCACCACCACCCACUCAGCCAGGAUCAAACCACUUAUACGUACUGUACUGCAUGUUUUUCCUCUGCUCGCCUUCACUCAUCCACUCUUCAGUGUGCUGAGCAUUUUACAGUCUGGUGUGCGUGUGUGAAUUACUUUCGAAGGUGGUAGUAGUAGGAGAUAAACUUUGUUACCUCUUGAAUGUAUCUGUCCCUGUGAUAUUGUUAGGAAAGACUCUCCAAGGUACCGAUAAUGAUGUAGUUUUUAUGAACUGGCAUCGUGGGACUUCGUUGAGGUAUUAGCGACAUCCCACUGCUCUGUGUAGGAUAUAAAACAUGCCUGUGUCCAGGGGAGCAGGUGCCUUCUUAAUGCACUGUAGUGUUUUUUUUGGUUUUUGUUCCGUUUUCUUUGUGCAUGUUAGCAAUUUCUGUGGGAAUCAAAAAAAAAGAAAAAAGAAGAAGAAACACUGUAGAUUGUAACUUAUACACAAGUGACGAGAACGUGUUGUUACCCUAAGAAGAAUCACCAGCUACUAAAAGAAAUGUCACCUUUUUUUUUUCCCUUGCUUUAUCGGAGCAAAGCACAAUUGGCAUUAUUAGAUUUUGUUUUUAAAUAAAUUAAUGAUGGAUUAACAAA